AUGAUGCAACCAGCUAUGUUCAGGUAUAGGUUCGGGGGUCCGGGUCUUCCCGAUUGGGAGAUGAGUGACUAUGAAUGCGUCUACUUUGUGACAGUGCAUUUCCACGAGAAACACAGAACGUAUUCCAGCAAAAAGCUCAUGCAAAUUAUGAUUCGCCGAAUUAAAAACGGUGAGGCCGAGGUCAGCCUUAAGCCUCUCCAUCGUCACACUCCGCGGUGCAUCUCAAUGCCGGUCUAUGGACCAUAUGAUGCCCCGAGUGCUGUCGUUCUUGCAACCGCUAGAGAAGUUGCACAGACGCGCUUGAAUGAGAUUCAGCAAGGGUUUGUGGAGAUUGACAUGGAUCUUCUGUUCGGUCGUGAGCAUUAG
This is a messenger RNA of Penicillium mononematosum, 366 nucleotides long. RefSeq lists its product as uncharacterized. NCBI's taxonomy places the organism in Eukaryota, Fungi, Ascomycota, Eurotiomycetes, Eurotiales, Aspergillaceae. Bases 1 to 366 code for a protein of 121 amino acids. The transcript has a single exon. The record is from RefSeq and is a predicted model, not a curated record.